This is a messenger RNA of Xiphophorus maculatus (southern platyfish), 2891 nucleotides long. It is a transcript of the gene glis1a, whose product is annotated as zinc finger protein GLIS1-like. Bases 279 to 2114 code for a protein of 611 amino acids. Gene Ontology annotation, biological process: regulation of transcription by RNA polymerase II. Gene Ontology annotation, cellular component: nucleus. The transcript has 9 exons. NCBI's taxonomy places the organism in Eukaryota, Metazoa, Chordata, Actinopteri, Cyprinodontiformes, Poeciliidae. The record is from RefSeq and is a predicted model, not a curated record. Gene Ontology annotation, molecular function: DNA-binding transcription factor activity, RNA polymerase II-specific; RNA polymerase II cis-regulatory region sequence-specific DNA binding.
GCGAGCUGUGAGCGCGAGCUGCAGUGACAGUAGGAACUACAGUCCGCGUGCAGCCAGCGCGAGGACGAGACCUCUACUACCGCUGAAUGCCUGGACGUGAUACGCAUUGGUGAUAAAAGCUGCAGUUUGGAGCAAAUGAGACAAGAUUAUCUCUCUAGAAGAUGCCGUCCACUCCUCGAUCACCAAGUUUGGAGGACGCUGUGGAAGGUUUUCCCUCCAGUGGAUUGCUAAGGUCUGUCUGAGGUGGUUUCAUUGGCUGGGUCUCUUGGCGGUCUGGUAUGUGGCCCCCUGACCUCGGCCCUCCGGACAUGCAGCUCACCCUACCCAGCUUUGGGAGCGUGUUUGAGGAUGUUGAAGAGCUUCAGGCGCCGCUGUCCUUUGGGGGUCUCCGCCAGCCGUCGCUGCAUUUAGGUGGUCUGUGCUCCCUUCCCAGGACUUCGCUGGGAUGUAACCCCAACUCCCUGCUCAGCUGCAAGACAGCAGGACCCCACUUAGAAAAGACUGUGGAGGAUUUUGUCAUUACAGGUCAAACAGAGCUAAAAACUAACACUCAGAGGGUCAGCUGCUACCCUCAGCCAUCUCUUCCCAUUUCAUACAUGUUAACCAGUUGUGCCAAGUCUCCAUCUUUUGAAUCUCUACCUUCGUCCGUUUCUCCUUCUUCAUCAUCUUCAAUUAUUACCUCACACGUGCCUUAUUCUGACCACCAUCACAAAGUGUCGUCACAACAACACAAUCUACAGGAGGAUUACCGUUCAAUUAAACAAGAACCUCCAGAUGAUUUCUUGCCAUGUAAAAGGGAGCCGUUUCAAAUAGCCAACCAGCAGGGGGAGCUGUUCCAUCUUGGCCAGCUGUCUCUGGGUAACAAUGCUCACGACAGAAGCCAGUCCCCAAGCCUCAGUAGACCAGCAGGACCGGACCUCAUGCUGGACCAGCAGGAGCAGUCGUGUCAUUGGAUCGACUGCAGCGCCACGUACAGCAGCCAGGAGGAGCUGGUGAGGCACAUCGAAAAGGUGCACAUCGACCAGCGUAAAGGGGAGGAGUUUGCAUGUUUCUGGACUGGCUGUGUCCGACGGCACAAACCCUUCAACGCUCGCUACAAGCUGCUCAUUCACAUGAGGGUCCAUUCUGGAGAAAAACCUAAUAAAUGCAUGUUCGAAGGCUGCUCCAAGGCAUUUUCACGUCUGGAGAACCUGAAGAUCCACUUGCGGAGCCACACAGGAGAAAAACCGUACAUCUGCCAACACCCAGGCUGCAUGAAGGCCUUCAGCAACUCCAGUGACCGGGCCAAACACCAGCGCACCCACCUGGACACGAAACCGUACGCCUGUCAGAUCCCCGGAUGCACCAAGCGCUACACCGAUCCCAGUUCGUUAAGGAAACACGUUAAAGCUCACUCUGCCAAAGGCCUGCAGGAGAGAGAAGUCAAGGCUCAUGUGCAUGCCGUGUUGGAAUCGGACAUUUUGAGUGACUGCUUGGCGAGGCAGCAUCUCCACAGCUCGGCCUGCUCCCACCAGGAAAACAGCUCGCCUCUACCAGCCUUGGAUGACUUCACAGGUGUGUACUCAAACCGAAGCUCGUCUCACAGCAGCAGGAACCCAGAGCUGAUGCCCCCAUCUGCAGACAGCUGCUCCCGUUACCCCGGCUUGGAGGGCAACUUUGAUGCCAACAGUCCCGUAUCUUCACUGACCAGCCUGGGCACAAUGAGGGAUGGGCACAGAUCGACGCCGAUGUUUGAGCCAGCGGACCUCCGGCCAGCGGACCUGCGGCCAGCGGACCUCCGGCCAGCGAGCUCCUCCUCAGAAAGAUGCGACAUUCACCUGCAAGGUUUCCAGAAAACCUACAGCCACCAGCAGCCGGUGUUCCUGCAGCAGCAACCAGAAUGUGUCUAUCAAGAAGGAAAACUGGUUCCACCAAUCGGCAACGGAGGCUUUGAAACUGCUGGCUACUUCACGAACCCAUCAGCCUCUGCAGGGUUCGACUUGCUGCAGGACAUGCAAGGCCAAGCCGAAGACAACUACUCCUCGUCUCCGUGUCCAGAAGACAGCUUCCUGUUUCAGAGUGGAGGUGUGGACCGCUGCCUCAGUCAGAUCUACUCCAUCUACCUGGAUUCAUGAUGAAAACCCGAACACGUCGUCAGUAAAGACCGAACGAAACGCAGCAUGAAGGAUCAUUAAUCUACUGUACAAUGUGCUGCAGUUCCAGCAGGAACUUAUCAUUAUCGCUCUUCUUUAAUGGCUCAAACACAACUGGAGACAGAAGGAAACUUUCAGGCAAACUGACCGGAACGGCACAUCUGGUAACCACAUCCAGAUGUAAGAAGCAGUGAACUUUGUAUUGACAGAAGCGUUUGUGAUCUGGAUGAAGCGAGUACUUGCUCCGUAAUCGUCCUCCGACUCUCUCUACGAUGCCGAACCCAAACUAUUGUGAAUGUUUCUGGUUGCACAACAAACUGCAGAGGAGCGCAGUUUUCUCUCCAGCUGGGGUCAAUAACUGACAGUCAGCAGAUUAUAGCAGGAAAUAGAGACUAUUUAUGGAGAUGAGAGAAAUUUAUUACUAAAAUACACGGCAAAAAACAAAUAUUUUACGUUGUUUAUAGUACAAAUAUCUUAAUUCAGUUGAAAUAAAGCAAAACUAUCUGACAAGUAAUUUUUCAGAAAGAUAUAGAAGCUUGUUUAUAAUCAAUAAUUCCGUAGUAUUGACUAAAAAGUAUAAUUAUAAUGAGAAAUUUUAAUGUGUAAUACAGAGAAAAUAUUUUGUUCCAUCACUGAAAAAAGAAAACUGGUGAUCCAACUCAAAGCAAUGAGUUGAUUUGUUUCAAGCAAUCAAAUUAAGUUUAUCCAAGUAAAUAUAUUAACUUUGUUAAGCUGUGAACAUAAAUUAUGUAUCUGAAU